AACACCAAAGUGGUGAAUAUGUGAGAAAAAGUGUGUUUUGUCAAAGGCGGCGGAGAAUUAGCUUUUGUGCAAUUAUUUGAGCAUAUUCAAUGCGAAUCUUUCAGUUUUAUUGCUACCUAAUAUCCAGGCUUCACAAGGACGUAGUGGAAGAGCAGGGAUUUGUGCACAGUCUGAGUGAAGCACGGAACAGUGAUUUCGCUGCGGCCUGACGCUAUCCUUCUCUUGGCGCGAACGCGCCAGAAGGACAUAAAAAUCUUGACAAAAGCCAAUAGAGCAUCCAAAGACCUUUAUCCUGAGGAUUACAAGUGUGUGAGAACUAGGAAAAUGAAUUGCAUUGAGGCCGAAAUCCCACUGUUCGUCCUCUCAAAAAAUCCACGAGUGUUGCUGACCAGCUUAAUUGAGCAGCCUGAGAAAUCGGAAAUGCAUAAGAAUGCUGAAGAAUUUCCGCCUGGAAGCCUUCUUUGGGCUUCCCUUUCCAAGACGGACAUCUUUUGGCCCAGCAUUCUGAUGGAAUCUCUGUCGACUGACGAAAAUUCAAAGUAUCACGUGAAAUUCUUCGGUGAUUUGGGACGCAAUGGCUUGAUAAGCAAGUCGAAUGUCAGAAAAUUUGUUAGAAAGGAUAAGGAUUUAGCGCUACAGAAUGCGUCAAAGGCAAAAAUCAGUGGGUUUAGUAAGAGGAUUGCGCGAUGGGAGGUUGCUGUGAGGGAGGCAGAGGAUUGCCUGCAGUAUCCAAUUGAGGAGAGAAUUCAGAUGUUCACAAAAGCGAUUGAGAAGCAGAAGACUUUAGCGACUGAGAACUUAAAGAGGAAGCGCCAAAGUGACCCCUGGUUCGGCAGGAAGAAGUUGAAAUUGGACGAUCGGAAGAAAUCCACUGAAUUGUCGGAGAGCGGAAUCAGCACAGGAAGCGUGAGUCCCACUCCAACGCUUGAUCUCAUGUCCAACGGGACAGCAACACCGAUCAGAGUCACGCCGGAACCUACUGUUAAGCCGCCACCUCGGGUUGCAGAUGUGAAGGAGUUCUUCAGUUAUGCAAAAGAGCAAAUCCAGGAGGAUUUGGCGAUGAUUCUGAAGAAGUGCAGCAGAGCUGUUUGUAGGUUCUGUGGCAGCUCAACUGCACCACUGAUCAGAUGCAGUGGCCGCUGUGGAGAUACUUAUCAUGCCAAGUGCACAAGGAUCAAGGUGAAUGUGGCAAAUCGAUCCAAUCGCUCCGGCAAAUCUCUUGCUGAAGAGGAGAUUGAGUCUGAGAGCGUCAACAGCCAGGGAUUGUGCUGUGAAUGCUCAGAUGGAGAGAAGAUCUGCUUCGCCUGCACGAAGCCCAUUAAGGAUGAGGUGCUAACGUGCAGUGAGAGACUCUGCUCUAGGUCUUUCCACCGCCAUUGCCUCAAAGGAUGGCCUCAGGUCAGGAUAACACAAUCGAAUGGGAAGGACACUUUCAUCUGUCCUCAGCACAUGUGCCACAUCUGUUCAUCUGAUGAUCCCUCACAGCACUCGAUUGACAAGAAAAUGCGGCUACUGAAGUGCAUUCUCUGUCCGACUACGUAUCACAACGCGUCACAGUGCAUUCCGGCGGGCAGUGAGGUUCUCUCUUCCCACCGACUGAUUUGCCCACGGCAUUGGCCACUCACAUCCAAGCAGAUCAACGUCAAUUGGUGCUUCAUCUGCGUGAAGGGUGGCACACUGAUAUGCUGCGAUAACUGUCCAGGUGCCGUUCACGAGUCUUGUGCUCUGGCCAGCGCCACUGAUGACCCUUACCUGUGCGACGACUGUGAGUCCGGCAGGACAUUGGUGUAUGGAAAUCUGGUAUGGGCGAAGCAAGGCAGUCAUCGCUGGUGGCCAGCAUUGAUUGUCACUGCCAGUUGUGCUCCGCAAAUCGUGCAGAACGCGCGUCAUCGUCGCGGGGAAAUCUGCACUUACUUCUUGGGAUCUCACAACUGGGCGUGGUUGCCCAGGAAGAGGAUGUUCCAAUACCAAGAAGACGACGGUGAGUGCCAUAGCAAGACUUCCGAAUCGCCGGGUGGUCUGAAUAAGAGCUUCUAUCGCGCGCUCAACGAGGCAACUCAGCUGUCGCGAAUGACGAAUGUACACAUGGACAUCACAAAUCACAAACAUGAGCGGCCACCUAUGUACAAGAAGCUGCUGAACAAUCAGCUGGUGGCGCCGGUGAAGGCGAGGGACUUGAUCGUGGAGGAGGAGAUGGUGGACACGCGCUGCUUCUGCAAUACUGUUGAGUUAGUGGAUAAAUGUGGACCAAUGUCGUCGUGUGUGAAUCGCAUCUCGUUGAUUGAAUGCACAAAUAGUAGUUGCGGAGCGGGCAGUGAGUGCCAGAAUCGUAGCAUCAGUCGUCGCCAGUAUGCAGCGACACAAGUUAUCCGCACGCCGCGUUGUGGAUGGGGUCUAGUUACCAAGCAGGCGCUCCAGGAGGGGGACUUUGUCGUGGAAUACGUGGGUGAAAUCAUUAAUGCCGAGGAGGCGGAGAGAAGAAUUAGGAAGAAGCAAGAGGAGCGAAGCAAUGUCUACUACUUGCUCACUCUCACCAAGGAUCUCACCAUCGAUGCUGAGCACAAAGGCAAUCACUCACGAUUCAUCAACCACUCAUGCGAUCCAAACUGCAUAACGCAGAAGUGGUCAGUGAAUGGAGUCAUAAAGAUCGGCAUAUUCGCAAUUAAGGACAUUCCUGAGGGCACGGAACUGACUUUCAAUUAUCAGUGGGAGAAACGCGGAGCGGCUGGAAUGAUAUGCCAAUGUGGAGCACAAAAAUGUUUGGGGUCGAUUGGCAGUGAGCCCAAGAAGACCUCGAAGACAGCAAUCAAGCGAAAGAUUGACGAAAAUCUCAACAACCCUGAACCACAUCCUUUGAAUGUAACUAUAUAGUCUAAUGACUAUAGGAAACAUGAAAUAUAUGAAUUUUUAGUAAAGGAUCAACUACAAC
Phlebotomus argentipes is the source of this 2929-nucleotide messenger RNA. RefSeq names its product nuclear receptor binding SET domain protein (gene NSD). The record is from RefSeq and is a predicted model, not a curated record. Bases 325 to 2871 code for a protein of 848 amino acids. NCBI's taxonomy places the organism in Eukaryota, Metazoa, Arthropoda, Insecta, Diptera, Psychodidae. Gene Ontology annotation, cellular component: chromatin; nucleus. Gene Ontology annotation, molecular function: protein binding; histone H3K36 methyltransferase activity. Gene Ontology annotation, biological process: regulation of DNA-templated transcription. The transcript has 4 exons.